AAGACUAAGAUAAGAUUCGUGUCACGACGGUUUAAUCCGCGCAGAAAAUAAAUGUAGCGCGCGAAUCGUGGUGUUUCGAAAUCGCUCAAUCUAUUAUUAUUAUUUCGCUUUCACUGUCAUAUUUUGGCAAGCGUAGAAAUUUCAAUAAAACAGCGCGGAUCAAAUAGCAGUAAGAUUUCAUUCACCAUGAGAAAAACUGAAAAUAAUUUCACCUCGAAAAUUUUAUGGGAAACAAAUAAAGAAAAAUUGAAAAAUGACGGAGAGUACAGACCCUGGUUGCCAUCACCACCGAAACUCAGUGAAUAUGCCGGUAAUGUAGUGGAUCAAUUGCCAAUGCCAAUCUGUUGGGAAUGGAGCUUUGACGAGAUUAAAGAACAGCGGUACACGGAAACAAUACAAAUACUGACAGAGCUACUGGUCUCGCAUUCUGAAUCACGAGCAUGUUUGUCCUUACUGGCUCACUGUUAUUUCUACACACAAGAUUUCAUCGGUGCAGCGGAUUGUUACGAGAAAUUGUUGCACUCGUAUCCGGAGGAGAAUCUCUACAAACUCCGUUACGCCCAGUCUCUUCAUCAGGCUUGUUUGUAUCAGGAAGCCUGGUCGGUAUGUGCGAGUAUCGCAACUGACGAGUCCACCGACAUGGAGGGUAAAGUACGAAAGCUCCAGGCUGCCAUUAAAUACGGACAAGAAGAUAUCGUUGCGGCGAAAAGCUUUGUGGAUCAAUGUCCCGAAGACGACGUUGAUACGGAAAUAAAUUUGGGAUGUUUGGCUUACAAGGAGGCAGAGUAUGAGAAAGCUUUGAAAAAAUUUUCAAAUGCUCUUCAAAUCGUGGGAUUCAAACCUCAUCUGUCAUACAACGUUGCUCUCUGUUAUUACAGGCUGAAGGAAUACGCAGCUUCUCUAAAACACAUUGCCGAUAUCAUCGAGCAAGGUAUUCGGGAACAUCCAGAGUUGAGUGUCGGUACAGCAACUGAAGGAAUCGAAGUACGAAGCGUUGGAAAUACACUUACGCUUCACGAAACUGCUCUCACUGAAGCCUUCAAUCUUAAGGCAGCCAUCGAAUAUCAAUUGCAAAACUACGAAGCAGCUCGCGAAGCGCUCACAGAUAUGCCUCCGCGUUCUGAAGAAGAACUUGACGCUGUUACUCUUCACAAUCAAGCUCUCAUUAAUAUGGAUACCAAGCCAGCCGAGGGUUUUGAAAAAUUACAAUUUUUACUUCAACAGAAUCCUUUCCCAUCCGAGACAUUUGCCAAUUUAUUGCUUCUGUAUUGCAAGUACCAGUAUUAUGAUCUGGCAGCUGAUGUUUUGGCGGAAAAUGUACAUCUCACAUACAAAUACCUGACUCCGUACCUGUACGACUUCUUAGAUGCAUUGAUAACUCAGCAAACCGCACCGGAGGAAGCUUACAGAAAACUUGACGAUCUUGCCAACAAACACACCGAGGCACUCCGCAAAGCAACGAAGCAAGUUCAAGAGGCUCGCUUGAAUCAUGACGAGAUUGCGGUUAAAAAGGCCGUAAACGAUUAUGAAGAAGCUUUGGAACGUUACGUGCCAGUUCUUAUGGCUCAAGCAAAGAUUUACUGGGAACUGGGAAAUUAUACCCAAGUCGAAAAGAUAUUUCGUAAGAGCGCAGAUUUCUGUAACGAAUACGACGUGUGGAAACUAAACGUCGCUCAUACGCUCUUCAUGCAGGAAAACAAGUUCAAUCAAGCUGCCGGCUUUUACAAGCCGAUCGUCAUUAAAAAAUUUGACAAUAUCCUCGAAGUGAGUGCGAUUGUACUGGCCAAUUUGUGCGUCAGUUACAUAAUGGAUACUCGAAAUACGGAGGCUGAGGAGUUGAUGAAAAAAAUUGAAAAGGAAGAGGAAGCGGUGUCGUUCAAAGAGCCGGAUAAAAAAUUGUUCCACCUUUGUAUCGUGAAUCUCGUAAUUGGAACUCUUUAUUGCUCAAAGGGUCAUUACGAAUUUGGUAUAUCGCGGGUGAUGAAAAGCCUCGAGCCGUACAACAAGAAAUUGGGCACCGACACGUGGUUUUACGCGAAACGAUGCUUUCUGUCGUUGCUUGAACAGCUCUCUAAACAAUUGGUCGUCUUGAAGGAUUCUACUCUGCAGGAUUGCAUUCAAUUUUUCGACCAUUGCGAGGUUUACGGACGUGACAUACCAACGGUGAUUGAGCAGCCUUUCGAAAUAAACGAUUUUCCGAGCGUGCCGCGAGGAAAACAAACUGUUACUUACGAAGCUCGAUAUUUGAAAGCUUUGUUCAUUAAAUUGCAAAUGUCGUAACGAUAUUAUUUGAUACUUAAGGUCCCGGCGUAACCGAACAACAAGCAACUCGUCGCGAAAAGCAACAGAUAUACAUAUAUCUAUAUCACCUGUUCCCCCAGUGUAUUGCUACUAUAAGAGCAAGAGAGAUGGAGCGAGCGCUUGCGGCUGAGCAUGCGAGUGGAAGCGAGAAGGGAGAUAUGACGCUAGCGCCACCGACUGCGAACUACACUGGGGGAAUGACGUCAUUCCCCCAGUGAGAAUCGGCACGAAAAAUAUUGAAGAACUGCGCUUCUACCCUACGUCUGAGUUCUUUGGUUCUAUCGACAUUUUCUUACUUAUAUAUAUUUGCGUAGCAACAGCUAGCCGGGAAAUUUUCCAAGAAUAAUAAUUUAUUAUAAAAUAAAAAUAUAAUUUACUGGAUUCUCACAAGUUGAAAAUUAGUUUUAUCGAGCAAAAAAUCCGAAUUAUAGUAGUUCUUAUUAAUUAUAUCAUUGCACCACCUACCGUACAUCACUGCAUGUUGUUUUGAAGUUAAACUUUCGUCUGUCUUUAUCGUCCUCACGGUCCUCGCCCGCCGCCGUGCCCCGUGCCCGUGGUUUUCACCAAAAUAUAACAAUUACAAAAACGUGGAUGAAGUGGUUUGCACAUUUAAAUGAUUUAUCAAAUUUAGAGGUCUUUAUAUUUUCAAGGAAUUAUGCAAUUAUAGCCAUAUAAUUUCAGCGCAUUUUGAAACGCGCUCAUUGCAACAUGUUUCGACAACAGUGCGCUCACAGCGCUGGCAACUGGCAACACACACAUGUUGUUGUUAUAUAUAUGUUCCACAUAAAAAAUUGGAGUCUUCUUCCAUAAAUUCUCUACAGGAAAGAUAAAAAUCG
Messenger RNA from Venturia canescens, 3137 nucleotides. It is a transcript of the gene Ttc30, whose product is annotated as tetratricopeptide repeat domain 30. Gene Ontology annotation, biological process: intraciliary transport. The transcript has 13 exons. NCBI's taxonomy places the organism in Eukaryota, Metazoa, Arthropoda, Insecta, Hymenoptera, Ichneumonidae. Gene Ontology annotation, cellular component: intraciliary transport particle B; axonemal microtubule. Bases 187 to 2280 code for a protein of 697 amino acids. Gene Ontology annotation, molecular function: intraciliary transport particle B binding; protein binding. The record is from RefSeq and is a predicted model, not a curated record.